Messenger RNA from Angiostrongylus costaricensis, 768 nucleotides. Lineage: Eukaryota; Metazoa; Nematoda; Chromadorea; Rhabditida; Metastrongylidae. The record is from the annotation of a GenBank genome assembly.
AUGAGUUUUCUAAGCGAGAUUCAUCAGCAUACGUAUCAGCUGCUUGCAAGGCAUCAUCUGCUACUGUCUAUCAUGCCUUCGGACAUUGAGGCAUACCUAGAAAUUGAGGAACUUGUGGAUGACUCCAAAUAUCGCGAGGCGUAUGCAAAACUCGAACUUGUAGGAAGGAAGCAUGCGCUGGAUGGUCAUGAACGAAAUCCGACUAGCAUUGCAAUUCUCAAAAUACUCUGCUCGACGACCGGACGGCUUGCUGAAGAGAGUGGUGUGACAGAUAAAAUCAAUCUUGGCUUCGAAUUCAAAAAAUACCUCGACCGUGCCAUAGCAGUUGAUCCAUCUUCCUUCGAGCUGUUGCAUAUGAGAGGAAGGUUUUCCUACAAGGUUGCAAACUUGAGUUUCUUUGAGCGUUUGGCGGCACGUGCGUUGGGUAAUCUGCCACAGGCAUCUAUAGAUGCUGCACUGGAAGAUCUAAUGGAGUUAAGCAGAGGAAAUCUUAUCAAAAACCAGCCUCAGGCGUCAUGUGUUGAAAGUAGUUUUUGGUGUAUUCUAUUGAUCAGACGUUUACAGGGAUUAGCGGAGAAAGUGCGACCGGGUGUAACGGAGAACAGACUGUACAUUGGGCGAGUGCUGUACGCGAAAGGCGAUUACACAGCAGCCAAAAAAUGGCUUAUCAAGGCAGCUAGCGCUACAUGUGGUGACGACGAGUCUGUGGAACGUGAGCACAUCACGGCAGCUCAAGAGAUGCUUCGGCUGAAGGUGUUCCAGCAGUGA